AUGUAUGAAAAUUCAUUAAAUUACGAGGGAAAUUCUCUUCAUAAUUCCAUCUAAUCUCAGAACUUUGACUCAACAUAUUUUCUACCUUGUAGUUAGAAUCAGUUCCAAGGCAGCUAUCAAGGCCUUAAUAAUCCCCAUCACCAGAUAAAAAAGAAAGAUAAAGCAAAUAAAGAUAGAGAUCGCUACAUAGGAACUAUUAAUUAAAGGCAAUAUUUUAACUCUCUCACUUUUAAUAUUCCUAAGCCAACUAUAAGCAAACAGAAGAAUUAAUCUAAAUCACAUAAGACCCCAAUUUAAAACUAACUUUUAUAUAAUUUAACUUAUACAAAUAACUAAAAUACGAAUCACAGAAGAUUCUAAUCUCCUCAAAACCCAAGAGGUACUCGCUCCCGCCCAUAGCAACUUCAAAUAACUUAAAACAAUUAGACUUCUUAAAACCCUGCUACUGCUCUAACUCCUUUGUAAAUUGAAUUCUCCACUGUACUAUCUCAAACUAAUCUUUCAGUUACUACAUCAUAGUAAUAGCAGAAUAACUUUUAAAGCGCCUAAUCAUACUCUUCAUCUAAUCUCUAAAGCUCAAAUCUAUAGAUAAGAACUGCCUAAAGAAUUUCUAAAUCUAAUUACUACUCUUGUACAAAUAUGGAUUAAGAAGACUUAUAUGAAGAGGACAGUAUAAUAGAGUCAAAGGAAUUGCAAGAGGAACUCUAAAAUGAACAAAACUAUUAGUACAUUUAACUUUUAAAAAAAUUUGAAGAAUCACCGCUGUCAAAAAACUCUCCAUUUUUCAACAGAGGAUGUGAAACAGCUGUAAAAAGAAAAAUACUUAAUUUUUCUACAAACGAAAUCAGCGAUGACAUGAAGAAGGUUUUCUCCAUGCACUCAUUAUCUAAUCUAAAUGAAUAAGGAAGUAAUUUUAUUUAUUCUACAAUUAAUGAAACUGCUGAAAUGGUGUAGCACGAAAGUAUUUGUGCGAAAACAAACAAUACUAGUAACUCUCGAGGCAAUCUUCAAAACUACAGCAUGAGCUAACCCCCUUAACUUAUAGGCACAAUUUAACUUGUAGAAAAUAUAAUUGAAGAUGACUUCUACUAGAAUAUUUUAGACUGGAAUAGAUAAAUGAGUAUUGCAGCAAUGGCUGAAAAAUAGAUUAUCCACUUGACAGAUUUCAAAACUUAGCAAAAAGACUCCCUUUUAUCAAAUUCAAUGCAAGUUUGCCAUAUUGACUAUCUCCCACUUUUCGAUAAGCUCCUAAAUUAACAAAUUGGCUGCAACAAUUGCAAUUAAACCUAAAGUUGGAGCAUCAAUUCUUCUACUCACUUUCUCUCAUCAUAAAAAAAGCGAAACUACAGGAACUCAUCUUCACGCUACGAUACUCUUUAAGUGCUCAGCUCAAACAGUUUGCAGACCCACUCACUUGCUCUUUAAUCAUUAAAUAAUCUCAACUGCAUCCAAAAUGAGGAAACCUAAUCGUAAAAUGAAGAAACAGAAAUAUCUGAAAUAAGCAACCAAAAUGAUUAUGAAGAAUGCAAGAGAAAUGAGACAUCUACAAAAAAUAGCGGUUUGAAGGAUCACGUUUUAGAAAAUAAUACAGAAACAGAAGUUGAUGGGUAAUCUAUUAACAUUUCAUGCUUUAAUUUAAAUACACCUUCACCAGAUAACUAAGAAAUAAAAUAGUAAUAAUCUUGCAAUUAACUAACCAAUCACAUAAAUAUUUAAUCUUUUUUCCCAAAUCCUAUUUCACCUAUUAUUCCAAAUGAUAAAAACUUUUAUUCUGUUUUAAAAUUUUCUCCUUCAGGCCAUAUUCUAGUUGCUGGAAGAAGCGACGGAGUCAUUGAAAUCUUUGAUGUUGAUAAAAAGCAAUCUAUUUUCGUAGCUAGAUGCCACUCAAACAUUGUUACUUCUAUUUCCAUUAAUAAGACUUUCGUAGCUACUGCUUCCAAAGACUCAAAAGUAGUUAUAUUUGAUAUUAAAGAUUUGCAUAAUAUUUCUUUGAGCGCAUUCUUAUCUUCUAGAAAUUGUUCAAGCAUCCUCUGCUUAGAGUGGAAUCCUUUAUCUGAAAAUACACUAGCCGCAUCAACCGAAUCCGGACAUAUUAAUCUUUACAAUAUUCUGAAAGAUAACAAGAAUGCUUACAAAGAAUUUCAACUUAAAUUAUCCAGCAUAAAGACUUUCUCUUGGCAUCCUUCCAAAAGAGGAAUUUUACUUGCAGGAUCAUUAGAUGGAUUUUUAUUCGUGAUUGACCUUGAAUAAAAGCUGAUAUAACAAAAAAAGAAAAUUCUUAAUCAUAUUUACAAAAUUAUAUUUUCACCCAAUUAAAGUGACAGGUUCGUUUGUCUAACAGGCCAUUAACCAGAAAUUAAUAAUAGUAAUAAUCAGAUCCGUAGCGCUAUUUCUCAAAGUAAUCUAAAUAAUCUUCAAUAAAAUUUAAGUAACCAAGAAAUCAUCAACGAUAACCUUGCAUCUCAGCAAGGCAGCAUGCUUGUCUUGAGUUACCCUCAAAUCAAUAAAAUACAUCAUGUCUCAGUAGGAGACAAGAGAGCUUGCUAAGGCAUUCUUUCUCAUGAUGGAUCUAACAUAUACACCUUAACGAAAGAAAACUUGCUUAAAUAAUGGAAGGUAUUCAAAGAGCCACAAUAAGAGAGCUCAAGUUAUUCAAUACUAAGUAGCGCUUAAGAGCUAAGGUGA
Messenger RNA from Tetrahymena thermophila SB210, 2685 nucleotides. RefSeq names its product WD domain, G-beta repeat protein. The record is from RefSeq and is a predicted model, not a curated record. Lineage: Eukaryota; Ciliophora; Oligohymenophorea; Hymenostomatida; Tetrahymenidae. The transcript has a single exon. Gene Ontology annotation, molecular function: protein binding.